Messenger RNA from Microthlaspi erraticum, 399 nucleotides. The record is from the annotation of a GenBank genome assembly. Lineage: Eukaryota; Viridiplantae; Streptophyta; Magnoliopsida; Brassicales; Brassicaceae.
AUGAUUGUUAGAAAUGUGGUGAUGAAUGGAGGCGGUGGUCUUUCGAUUUCGGCGGCCGUUCUCUCUCUCUCUCUCUCUCAUAUUUCGAUUUUGGCAGCCGGAAAUCCUUUCACUCCGCCUCUCAUCUUCCUCCUCCGGUCCUCUCUAUCCGCCGCUCCUCUUCCUCCUCCGGUCCUUUCUAUCGCCGGCCGUUUAUCUCUCGCCGUCGAUCUCUUUGUCAGCGGCCGUUUCUCUCCCGCCGUCGAUCUCUUCGUCGGUGACCGUUCUGUCCCUCCGCCGCUACUCUUUCUCCGCCGGUCCUCUUUCUCUGCUGCUCCUCCUUCUCCGGCGGUCCUCUCUCUCACGCCGUCCGUUUCUCCCCGCCGGUCCUUCUCCCUCCGCCGAACAUCUCUCGUCUAA